Messenger RNA from Acaulospora colombiana, 402 nucleotides. The record is from the annotation of a GenBank genome assembly. NCBI's taxonomy places the organism in Eukaryota, Fungi, Glomeromycota, Glomeromycetes, Diversisporales, Acaulosporaceae.
AUGGCGGAACAGUUGAUUGCAAAGUAUUUCAAGAAAGCGCCCAAUGUUACCACCGGCAGUUCCGAGCCACCUGGAAUUUCACCCUCGGUGACCGCAACUUCAACUCACACGUCAAACAUCACCAAGAAUCCCAAAAAGAAAAGAAACAAAAUGAUCGAGACCAUGAAACUAAAAUCCAAAGCUCGGAAUUGGGCGAUAGGUAAGGUGCUCGAUAAGAUUUCCGCGGAAGGAAAAAUUCGGAAUAUGAACAAUCAAUUAUUGUCAGACGAUCCCGAGAGGUUAAUCUUGUUUAACACGGAAUCCGGCGACAUAUUAAGCACAGAGCGAAGAUUAUGUGAAUCGGUGGAGAGUGGAGACUCGGUUGGACUAGAAAAGUUGGGGAACAUGAGAGUUGAGAUGUAG